Suillus subalutaceus is the source of this 1332-nucleotide messenger RNA. RefSeq lists its product as uncharacterized. Bases 257 to 1183 code for a protein of 308 amino acids. The record is from RefSeq and is a predicted model, not a curated record. Lineage: Eukaryota; Fungi; Basidiomycota; Agaricomycetes; Boletales; Suillaceae. The transcript is spliced from 7 exons.
GCCAGUAACAGGUAACAGGGCAUCGUGACACUCCAUUCGAAGAAGGCUGGCCUGACGUCCACGUCAAGUUCAAGUGCAAUGCCUUUCUCGCAUGCAUGGAACAUGCUGAAUUCAUACGUCGGGAUCGAUCUUCAAAUCUGGCGCCUGGACACGUCCGUCAUGUUCUAACGAAUCGGGGACUGAAGGCAAGACCAAUACUCAAAAACAUCGACGACGCAAGUCAAGACACCCUUUUUCGUUGUUUUCGAUCUUUGCAAUGUCGUCGGCUGUUUGGAGAGCAUCCGAGUCGUCCACCGUAUCCUCCCAUAUCCCAGUUCAGAGUUCGGCUGACCAUGGUUACCAUCAUCGUCUGGAUGCUACCAUUGUUGAAGAAACAGGCGCUGAUCGAAGUUCCUUAGUCAAUUCGACCACUGGGAUGAAAACGGCGCCGAUGUCCCCCGAUGCAGUGUCUUCUUCCGAGGCUGGGAGAGCAUCGUUCACUGAAUCCUCCCAUGACUUAGAUCAGAGUGCAACUGACCACAGCUAUCAUCGAGUCGAGGAUGCCUCGCAUUGCACAGACGCAUGCAAUACUUCUGUUAUCGGAGAAACAAGAGUUGGUAAAAGUUCCUUAGUGAACUCGACUGCUAACACACAAACGGCGCCGAUGUCCCUCGACACAAUGUCAUCGUCUCCUCUUGACGCUGGGAGAAUAUCGUCCACCGAAUCCCUCCAUGCCUCAGUUCACAGUGCAGCUAGCCACCGCUCGGAUCAAGUUGAGGAUGCUUCACAUCGCGCAGACACGUGUCGUGCUACCACUGUUGAAGACACGGGCGCUUGUCAAAGAUCCUGGGAUGACCUGACCACUGGAACGCAAAGGGAACCAUCGUCUCGCAGCGCAAUGCCGCCACCACCUGGGAGAGCAUUGUCCACAUCCAACAUCUCAAAUCAAAGCGUUGCUUUCCCCACCUUUAAUCCAGUCGGGGAAGCUUUAUGUUACACAGACAAAAGCAAGGCUGUCGGGCCUGUUAUUGUUAGAGACACAGGAGCUGGUAAAAAUUACUGGCCCAACUGGCCCAACUGGUUGAUUACGGUCCACACCCCGGGUCGGGGUGCGGCUUACCCCCACUAUCGUCGGAUUGAGGGAAGCUUUACGUCGCACGGACACAUGCAAUGUUGUCAUAGUUGGAGACACAGGUGCUGGUAAAAGUUCCUUGGUCAACUUGAUUAUUGGGAAGGAAAAGGCGCCGACAUCCCGCGACGCCACUGGAUGCACAACUGAACCUACUGUAUACGAGCACGACGUUAUGACUCAGGACAAAACCGUGAAGGUACAGCUGUUCGACACAGCCGGUC